CAGCAGUUCAAAUUGGAAUUAAUUUUUUAACAAACCAAUUAAACAGAAGAGAAUUUUGAAAACUUUUUUACAAAUAGCAAAAUGUUUUCCCUGCGCAGCUUAUUUACAAAUAAUGUAAGAAGAGCAUUGCCAGCUGCGAGACAUAUGUCAUCAAAAGAAGGACCCCUAGUGGAUUUAAAAGUUGAUGAUGAUGGUUUAGCAACAGUGACAAUGCAGCGCCUCCCUGUAAACAGCCUUAAUCUUGAACUUCUCCAAGAACUUGACAAAGCCAUCACUGAUGUUGGUAAAAAUAAAGCUAAGGGGAUGAUUCUAACAUCUGCUUCACCUACUGUAUUUUCAGCUGGCUUAGACAUAAAAGAAAUGUAUAAGCCAGAUCCUAAAAGAGUUGAAUUAUUUUGGUCUACACUACAAGGAGUUUGGCUAAAACUAUUUGGAUCCAAGUUUCCCACAGCUGCAGCUAUAAAUGGACAUGCUCCUGCAGGUGGAUGUCUUCUUGCCCUUUCCUGCGAGUACAGAGUAAUGGCAACAGGCAAAUAUAAAAUUGGUUUAAACGAGACAGCACUGGGCAUUAUUGCUCCCAUGUGGUUUAUGGAUUCAAUGUACAAUACUGUUCCAAGGAGGCAGGCUGAAAUUGCCCUCACUACAGGCCAAAUGUUUACAGUAGAGGAAGCUCUAAAGGUGGGCCUCAUAGAUGAAACGGCAUCGGGUAAAGACGACGCUAUUGCUAAGUGUAAACAGUUCAUAGAGAAAUUCGACAAAAUCCCGCCUUUAGCAAGAGCCUUUACCAAGCAGAGAGUACGAUCCGCCGCUCUCGAGUGGCUCAACAAUAAUCGACAGAAGGAUUUAAACGAGUUCCUACAAUUUGUAAAUACUCCUGCUGUACAACAGUCUUUAGAAAUGUACAUGAUGAUGCUGAAGCAAAAGGCUGCAAAGUAAAUUAUCAACUAUAUUUUUAAUAGUAUAAUUAGUAAUGUUUGUUCUGAGUUGUCCUGAAGAGAUUUUAUGGAAAUUUUGUUACCUGGUAAGGGAAGUAUCUUUUUCAUAUUUAAGAGUAUUUUAAGCACAAAACGCUUACCAUUUUGUAUGUCGAUAUCGCAUGUAACAUUGCGUUGAAAUAGUAUCGUACAGAAUCGUUCAUGGUAUUAUCCUUUGAUUAUUUACUCCCUAGAUAGAGCGUGGCAGCACAGAUGCGUUGAAAAAUUAUAUCUCCCACCUGUUGGGGUUUAAGUCGUUUCCCGUCACUUAGUGUUCAAUGCAACGCUGAGCGAUACGCACGUCAAUUACCGAGUUUCGUGUUGAAAUUAUUGCUUAAAAAUGCCGAGUUGCGCGAUAAAAGUUUGCCGAAAUUAUAAAGGACGCAUAAAAACAACCAACAAAGUCACUUACCAACGAUAAGUAACUCAUUAUUCACCUUAAAAAAAUAAAACUAACAUUAUAUUAGUUAAAAAUAAAUCGACUCCAUCUUGACAUUUUCAGAGUGAUGUCAGUGUGUCAUUUCUAUUAUUAUAUAUAUUAUACACACAUGGUGUGGAUUUUUUUCUAUUAAAAUUUUCUUUAGAUUUUUAGAUCUCAC
Molecule: messenger RNA, 1573 nt
Organism: Chilo suppressalis (striped riceborer)
Lineage: Eukaryota; Metazoa; Arthropoda; Insecta; Lepidoptera; Crambidae
Source: the annotation of a GenBank genome assembly